Molecule: messenger RNA, 453 nt
Organism: Aspergillus ochraceoroseus IBT 24754
Lineage: Eukaryota; Fungi; Ascomycota; Eurotiomycetes; Eurotiales; Aspergillaceae
Exons: 2
Coding region: 1-453 (150 amino acids)
Source: RefSeq, a predicted model, not a curated record
AUGAAACUUACCAACACUGCCAUCUAUGCCAUCACCGCCAUGGCCACUAUUGUGACAGCAGUCCCUAGCCUGGUUGUUGGGGGUGAGAAUUUCUUCCUCUUCAAUGGCGAGGAAUCUGUCAUGGUUGAAACAGACUCCUUCGCUGCAAAUACUACCAAUAUCCUGCAAGUUUUAGCAGAAGGUGACGUCGACUGCAAGGGCUCUGCCUUUUGUGAAAGACUUGGCUCUAGCUGUGAUGAUGCCUACCGCAAAGUUAUUCCCAGCAACACCUACACUACCAACUAUGAUGGAACCUGUGGUCUGUUUGUCAGCGGAUCACACUGUACUGUCAUAGGGCAGGAUCUGAUGGAUGCCUACAACGACAUUCGCAAUAGGGGCCAUUGCUCUCAUUGCGGGCGAAAGCAUAUUGCAGACGGCUGUAUGAUUAAGAUUGACCGGGUGACGGGUUGCUAA